Molecule: messenger RNA, 1878 nt
Organism: Rhizopus microsporus ATCC 52813
Lineage: Eukaryota; Fungi; Mucoromycota; Mucoromycetes; Mucorales; Rhizopodaceae
Product: RabGAP/TBC
Exons: 4
Coding region: 1-1878 (625 amino acids)
Source: RefSeq, a predicted model, not a curated record
AUGACAGCAACAGAAAUGAAUGAUAACAAUCAUUUUAUAAGCAAAGAGCUCAAUAAUGAAUCAUCCAUCACGAUAGGCGCUUCUUCCAUUGAAGACAAAUGCUACUCAGACGCCGAAAGUAGUUCCCUAGAUACCAUUGCCACGCAUCAAGAAAACGAUACCAUGGAAACAAAGACGACGAGACGUAAUCGAUCAGCAACGAUAACAGAGAAUAAUCAUUAUAUACCACAUAAGGAGGAAGAAAAGAAGAAGGAGCAGGAGACGAUCAAAGAGGAGCCAGUGACGGCAGAGACGAUAGGAGAUAAUAAUACCAAAGAGCUCGUUGACGGGUUACAUCAAAUGAUGGAGCAUGGUCACCAAGAUGAAUAUUCGGACUCAGAGAACAGUAUAGAAGGCACAAAACAUCAUACAAGAUAUGAGAGUCAUCGAUCGACGAUGUCAUCCAUUCAUUCUUACAUGUCAAGCGCUUCCAACUAUGAUCUGUUAUUGGCAAGAUUAGAUAACAAUAACAACAGUUCUACACAUAUCAGCAGCAAUGAUAGUCUAGAAGAGCUAAGAAAUUCUGUAGAGAAAGAUGGUCCAAGUGCAGAGGAUAUUGACUGGGAAUUUUGGUCCAAGGUAAUUUCGGACUUUAAUAGCGUAAGUAAGUCAGAAGCAAAGGUACUAUCGUACCAGAUCCAGAAAGGCAUUCCCCCAUCAUUACGAGGAAUGGUAUGGCAGCUGUUUUCAAAGAGCAAAAAUGUCAAAUUAGAAGAUCAAUAUAUGCAGCUGCUGAAAGAAGAGUCAGUGUAUGAAAAAGCCAUCACCCGUGACUUACCUAAACUGUCGAUGCUAAAAGAAGAACAUCAAAAAGAGGCUAUAUUUAAUAUCAUGAAAGCUUAUUCUUUAUAUGAUAAAGACGUUGGAUAUAGUCAACACUUGGUUUAUAUCACAGCUCCUCUGUUACUUAAUAUGCCAGAAGAAGAAGCCUUUUGUGUGCUAGUGCAGCUCAUGAAUAAAUAUGGACUUAGGGGCCACUUUUUACCUCAGUCAGAUUUAUUAUCCAAACGACUUUAUCAGUUGAGUGGAUUAAUAAGUGAUCAUUUACCUCAUCUACAGCGACAUUUUGAAGCGCACGGGAUCAAAUCAAAUAUAUAUGCUUAUCAAUGGUUUAGUACACUAUUUGCUUACAGGUUUCCAAUUGACACUGUGUAUCGAAUCUAUGACAUGAUAUUUGCUGAAGGAAUGGAGACUUUGUUCCGUUUUUCUUUAGCCUUAUUGGAAAAGAAUCAAUCCAUCUUACUAAGUCUUGAAUACGAUGACCUGGUUGGCUUCUUAAAGAAUAAUCUACUUCAAGUAUACCAGAAUGACGCUGACCAACUGUUACAUGAUGCCUGUCAAAUCCAAAUUACAACCAAACGACUCGAUCGCUUAGCCAAGGACUUUCAAAUCGAAUCAUCCAAGGCCAAUAAUGAAGCAGAGAUUAUAGAAUCAUUGAAGCGACAAAACAAACAAUUGCAAGAAUCUAUUCGACAGAUGGACCAUGAUUACACCGAGCUCAAUAAAGAUCAUACUACAUUAGCUGCGGAACUGAUUUCAGCCAAGAUGGAUAUCGCUCGUAUCCAUGAUGAAAACGAGCACCUUCGUCAACAGACACACGACUUGAAAAAGAAGCUCGAGACUCUUCCCGGAGAAGUAGAGGCAAGGAUAAAGGAAGAAAUGGAAAUCUUGUACACAAAGAAUGCUGCUCUCGUCGAGCGAAAUUCUGCACUGGAGGAUCAGCUGGCGUAUAUGGAAAAUAUGAUUAUUGAAAUCAAGGUCAAAUAUGCUGAAAGUGAAAAUGAAAGAGAAGGGUUGCGCCAAAGACUAACUGACCUUAAAUGUCUAAUGGAAAAAUAA